Messenger RNA from Daldinia caldariorum, 2264 nucleotides. RefSeq names its product armadillo-type protein. Gene Ontology annotation, molecular function: protein phosphatase regulator activity. Gene Ontology annotation, cellular component: protein phosphatase type 2A complex; cytoplasm. Gene Ontology annotation, biological process: protein dephosphorylation. Bases 338 to 2206 code for a protein of 622 amino acids. NCBI's taxonomy places the organism in Eukaryota, Fungi, Ascomycota, Sordariomycetes, Xylariales, Hypoxylaceae. The record is from RefSeq and is a predicted model, not a curated record. The transcript has 8 exons.
GGCGAAACUGAAGACCCUUCCGUGUAGAAACGACUCGCAUUACAAGUUUUUUUGUUUUUGUUUUGUCUCUUUAAACUCCGCCUAUCCAACCAACAUAAUUUUUGGGUAUCGGAGAGAACCAGCCAUAAGUCGUUGAUCUCUGCCCGGUUUCGUCUCUAAGUUGCCAAAUUGACCCGACAUCGACCUAACUCAUUGCAUCACUCCACCAGACCGCCCACGCGAUCACCAAGCGCACACAAGCCGCUUCUCAACUUUUACCCGCCGAAUAGCCUCGAAUAGCCUUCCCUGUACCUUUUCAAAUUUACCACCCUCCCCGUAAUUACAACCUCACCUCACCAUGGCUGACGCGCCAAAUGCGAAUGAUGAGCUUUAUCCUAUCGCCGUGCUCAUAGAUGAAUUAAAGCAUGACGACGUCCUACUUCGAUUGAAUGCCAUCCAUCGUCUCUCGACAAUCGCGCUCGCCCUAGGUCCCGAGCGCACUCGUGACGAACUCAUUCCCUUUUUAGAUGAGUCGGUCGAAGACGAAGAUGAAGUUCUCGUAGCCUUGAGCGAGGAGCUGGGCAGCUUCAUCGAAUACGUAGGCGGGCCACAAUACGGCCACGUCCUCCUCUCCCCCCUCGAGAACCUCGCAGCUAUCGAAGAGCCCGUCGUCCGUGACAAGGCCGUCGAAUCUCUCAACAAGAUCUGCACCGAGCUAUCCUCCCAGCAGGUUGAAGAGUACUUCAUUCCUCUCACCAUCCGACUUUCCAAGGCAGACUGGUUCACCUCUAAGGUGUCCGGUUGCGGUCUUUACACAGCUCCUUACGGAAAGGUGUCUCCUCCCGUCCAGGAACAACUCCGCCAACAAUUCGGCCACCUAGUACACGAUGAAACCCCCAUGGUGCGAAGACAAUCUGCCACCAACAUGGCUAAGUUUGUGAAGGAGAUGCCCGCGGCUAUCGUCGUGGAGGAGAUGAUACCUCUUUUCCAACAUCUCGCGCAGGAUGAUCAGGACAGUGUGCGCUUAUUGACGGUGGAGAUUCUAAUUUCUAUCGCCGAGGUUGUACCCAAGGAGCAACAGAGCAGCCACGGUGUUUUGCUCACUUCGUUACGAAACUUGAUAGAAGACAAGAGCUGGAGGGUUCGAUACAUGAUUGCCGAUAGGUUUGAAAAGAUUGCGAAGGCUGUAGACGAAGAGGUUGUUGCUCGAGACCUAGUGCCUGCGUUCGUCAAGCUGCUUAAGGAUAACGAAGCGGAAGUCAGGACUGCUAUCGCCGGUCAGAUCCCCGGCUUUUGCACUUUGGUCGACAGGAAUACGCUACUUAAUGAUAUCAUGAGCUCCAUCGAAGACUUGGUAUCCGACACAUCACAGCACGUCCGUGCUGCUCUAGGCACGCAGAUCAGCGGUCUGGCCCCGAUCUUGGGUAAACAAGAAACCAUUGAUCACCUGCUUCCCAUGUUUUUGCAGAUGUUGAAGGAUGAAUUCCCCGAAGUUCGAUUACAUAUCAUCUCAAAACUUGAGCUCGUCAACCAGGUCAUCGGCAUCGAUCUACUCUCCCAGUCUCUUCUGCCCGCAAUCGUGCAGCUUGCCGAAGACAAGCAAUGGAGAGUGCGACUUGCUAUUAUCGAGUAUAUCCCGCUCCUUGCCAGCCAGCUCGGCGUUAAAUUCUUCGACGAGAAAUUGAGUUCUCUGUGCAUGGGCUGGUUGGGAGAUACCGUCUUCUCGAUCCGAGAGGCUGCCACGCACAACCUGAAGAAGCUUACGGAAGUCUUCGGUGUGGAGUGGGCCAGCGAAGCUAUCAUUCCGAAGGUGAUGGCUAUGGGCUCUCACCCCAACUAUCUAUAUCGGAUGACGACUUGCUUCGCUAUCUCGACUCUAGCGACCGUCGUCAGCCUGGAUGUGAUCGGAAAAUCUAUCCUGCCUAUGCUGGAGAAGCUUGUGGAGGAUGACAUCCCUAACAUCCGCUUUAACGUGGCAAAGACAUACGCCGUCCUCAUCGACGUGUUAAAACGACUUCCCGAAGAGGGUACCGUCUACACUCUGGAAAAGGCCGGAACGACGAAUACUACGCCGUCUCCUCGGACAACGGAACUCAUACAGCAGCGCAUCCUCCCGAGCCUGGAGAAGCUACAGAAGGACGAUGACGUGGACGUGCGCUACUUUGCGACGACCGCAGUAGCAGGUAUUCCCGGAAUGGGUGGAGAACCUAUGAACACAUCGCCGUAGAUGAAAGACCAUAAGAGAAUUCUUCCAACAUGCAACCAUGUACUAGAGUGUCCUAGUU